UCCACUGAAACAGUAGCCAUUCAACUCCAAACCGUUAACUACACCGGUUGAUUUUUUUUAGAUUUCUUUUACAAUGUUCAAAAAUUUAUUAUUGAAGCUUUUGCUUCUAGGAAUAGUUGUGUCGUUAGUUAUUGCCGAAGAAAAGGCCGAAGAAAACCACGAUAAAAAGGACGAUCAUCAUGAGGACGAACACGAUGAAGAACACGAAAAGAUAACGCCCAAAGACCACGACGAUGAAGAUCACGAUAAAAAAGAUGACGAACAUGAAGACGACCACGAUGAUAAAAAAGAUGACGAUCAUGAUGAUGAUCACGAUGAUAAGAAAGAUGACGAUCAUGAUGAUGAUCACGAAGACAAAAAAGAUGAUGACGAUGAUGAAGGCGAUCACGAUGACAAGGACGACGCCAAAGACGAAGCUGAAGACGAAGAAGACGGUGAUGAAGCCGGCCAUCCAGAGCACGAUGCUUUCCUUGGUGAUCAACUGACGGCCUUCCAAGACUUACAAGAUGAAGACGCCAAGAAGAAAAAGCUGCAAGACCUCGUUGUUAACGAAGUCGACACCAACAAAGACGGUUUUGUCACUGAAGACGAGAUCCGCGCCAGACUCAUCAAGACAACAAAACAACAAAGAAAAGAAGAGAUGAACAACACUAUGAUUACACAUGAUGACAACAAAGACGGCAAAGUGUCAUGGGAGGAGUUCAAGAAGCAUCACUACACUCACGAGAAGGACGACGCACAAGGACAAGCGUCAGACAAGGAACAAAUGGAAGAAGACGAGGCUAAAUUCAAACAUGCUGACGCUGAUGGAGAUGGCGGUCUUAACCUUGACGAGUACAUUUCAUUCUAUCACCCUGGAGAUGAUGAGCGCAUGUCUGCUUUUGUCAUCGGACACACACUCCAAAAGUACGAUACUGAUAAAGAUGGUGCCUUGUCAAAAGAAGAAUACCUCAAAUCUUACAAAGAUCUUAAUGACGACGCCAAAGCCGAAAUAGAAAAGGACUUCGCCAAUUCAUACGACACCAACAAGGAUGGUAAAUUGGAAGCCAACGAGUUAUCAAAAUGGCUCUUCCCUGAUGAGGACAUGUCACGUGAAGAACCUCCAGCCAUGAUGAAAGAAGUUGACGAUAACAAAGACGGCAAACUCUCCAUGGAUGAAAUUCUUAAAAACUACAAAGUAUUCGUCGAGGAUCCACCAAUUGGCGGUAGCGACCACGAUGAAUUAUAAGCCAUGAACAUUAUGAAAGAAAAUUGACCGAAAGAAAAUGGGGAACUGGGACCUUAAGGGACAUUUUUGUAUUUGAAUUCACCCAAUUGAUAAGAGUUUAUAUUCCACUAGCACUGACAGCUAGUAUAACCAUGUUCCAUAACUAAUAUUAAUACUUAUGAAUAAUAGCCGCUAAUAUAUUAACGCUUAUAAAUAAAAUAUUAAUAUGAAUAAUAUGUAAUGACUAAUAUAUUAAUGAUUAAUAGCUACUAAAAUACUAAUGAAUAAUGACUAAUAACUAUAAUAUUAAUGAUUAAUGACUAAUAUAUAAAUGAAUAAUAACUAAUAGCUAAUAUAUUAAUGAUAAAAUAAAUGAUUUGAUCCUCUUGGACUAAAACACAGGCUAUCACGCAAACUUCUUAAACUUCUUCUAAUUAUCAAUUAAUAAAAAGCUUGUAAUAAUCUGGUAUAAUCAGCAAUUAACCCUCUCAAUUAAUUUUAUGAAUCUUUUUGUAACAUCUUAUUUUAGGUAUUUCUUAAUUUUCCUGCUAACCUGAAUUCUAAAUGAACCGAUUUCCCCGGCGAUCAAGUACAGAAAUCAAAAACUGUAAAAACUAAAUCAUCAUCAGUAACAGGUUGUCACUCAAAAUACUAACAAUUUAAUAUGAUUAAUAUACUAAUUGAUAUUUCGACUUUUAAGAGAUUAACUCAAAUACUUUGACGACUGUGGUUUAAUCCUAUAUCGCUCGUUAAACGUACUGUUUUUAAAAUACUAGUACAUUAAUCUAAAUCACUAAUACAUCAGAAGUGGAAUAUUAAACAAAUUUACACCAGC
Molecule: messenger RNA, 2042 nt
Organism: Exaiptasia diaphana
Lineage: Eukaryota; Metazoa; Cnidaria; Anthozoa; Actiniaria; Aiptasiidae
Product: calumenin-A
Exons: 5
Coding region: 74-1228 (384 amino acids)
Cellular component (GO): endoplasmic reticulum
Molecular function (GO): calcium ion binding
Source: RefSeq, a predicted model, not a curated record